GCAGUUGAUUUUAUGGAUGAUGGUACGCCAAUCGCAUUGACCGUUACUGUGGACCAGACGACGGGCUCUGCUCAUUUCGACUUCACUGGGACCGGCCUCCAGACCUUUGGCAAUACAAACGCCCCACGAGCUGUCCUUUUCUCAUGUCUGGUCUACUCUCUUCGCUCUCUUGUGAAAGAAGAAAUUCCGCUUAAUCAAGGCUGUCUUAAGCCAAUCCGGCUAACUGUUCCAAAUGGCACUAUUCUAUCUCCCGGCCCUGAUGCAGCUGUUGUCGGUGGAAAUGUGCUUACAUCACAACGCAUCGUUGAUGUAAUCCUAGCUGCCUUUGGGGCCUGCUCCGCAAGCCAAGGUUGCAUGAACAAUGUAACUUUCGGCAACGAUGCUCUGGGGUACUAUGAGACGGUUGCCGGUGGUGCAGGAGCUGUAAGCUUAGUACUAGUUAUUUCAACUGUGAAUUGUCAAAUUCGUAACAAAAUAAAGAUUUAA
Messenger RNA from Protopolystoma xenopodis, 486 nucleotides. Lineage: Eukaryota; Metazoa; Platyhelminthes; Monogenea; Polystomatidea; Polystomatidae. The record is from the annotation of a GenBank genome assembly.